GUCCGAAACAGUUAUCAUGAGCUCCAUGCAGUCAAAUUCCUCUGCAAAUGUGACUUUUGUUCGUCCUGCAACAUUUUUCAUCAAUGGCUUUUCUAAUGUUCCACAUGCAAAAUACUACUAUGUGUUCUUGUCUUUAGUGUAUGUUGUGACUGUUUUAGGGAAUUCAUUUAUCAUGUGUAUCAUAUAUUUGGCCCGCAGACUUCACACAGCCAAAUACAUUGCUGUUUUUCAUCUGGCCUUUUCUGACCUGUGUGGAAGCUCAGCUUUGAUUCCAAAAGUCAUUGACACAUUUUUAUUUGAGCAUCAGGUUAUUUCAUUUGAAGCAUGUUUGGCAAAUAUGUUUUUUGUAUAUCAUUUCAUGAAUCUGCAGUCUUUGACACUACUUGUUUUGGCUUAUGACAGACUUGUUGCUAUUUGUUUUCCUCUACAGUAUCAUGCCAUUGUAACCAAACCAGCCAUGUUUCUGAUCAUAGGUGUGAUGUGGAUGUUGUCUGUCACAUUUUUUUCUGUACUUGUAAGUUUGCUAAAUAGACUCUCUUUGUGUAGAUCUAAUGUGAUCGAUAGUUAUUUUUGUGAUCAUUUCCUUAUUUAUAGACUUGCUUGCAAUGAUAAUUCUAUAAAUAUUUUGAUAGGAAAAAUUAGCUUUGGUCUCCUGAUUUGCACACCACUAAUACUGAUCAUCAUCACAUAUUUCUGUAUUUCUGUGGCUCUGCUUAAGAUUGCUCAUGGUGCUGACCGGAUCAAAGCCAUAAAAACCUGCACCUCACAUCUCAUUUUGGUGACAAUUGGUUAUCUCCCAAUUAUAAGCAAUAAUAUUGCAUCUAUAACAACACUUUUCCAUCCAAACACCCGGUUAAUAAACAAUUCCCUGACACAGACAAUACCUCCUAUGCUGAAUCCUAUCAUAUACACUCUAAAGACAGAAGAGGUCAUGCAGUCCAUAAAAGAACUGUACAAACGACGCAAGAUGAAUACUGUUGUAGAAAGAAGAAUAAAAUGCAACUGGAAGAAUUCAAAACAAAAAUUACAGGUUUAA
This is a messenger RNA of Cyprinus carpio (common carp), 1036 nucleotides long. Its product is annotated as olfactory receptor 52K1-like. NCBI's taxonomy places the organism in Eukaryota, Metazoa, Chordata, Actinopteri, Cypriniformes, Cyprinidae. Gene Ontology annotation, biological process: G protein-coupled receptor signaling pathway. Gene Ontology annotation, molecular function: olfactory receptor activity; G protein-coupled receptor activity. The record is from RefSeq and is a predicted model, not a curated record. Gene Ontology annotation, cellular component: membrane.